AUGCUGCUGGCAUAUCCAUUGUCAGUCCAUGCCCAGAAGCGCAAAAAUCUUAUCUUUAUGAUCUCUGACGGCUUCGGCAUGACAUCCGAGGCUAUGGCGCGCGAAUUCAUGAGGUAUGGAAACGAAGACACUAUGAAUUGGGCCAGCACCAUGGACACAAUGCUAGUCGGCACAUCGCGAACGCGCUCGAGCAGCUCACUGGUCACAGAUUCAGGUGCUGGUGCAACGGCAUUUUCCUGCGGCACCAAAAGCUACAACGGCGGCAUUGGAAUUACCAGCGACAAGAAGCCAUGCGGCACUGUGCUCGAGGCAGCAAAGUCCAAAGGAUACAGGACUGGAUUGGUGUCAACAGCCCGCAUCACCCAUGCAACACCCGCCGCAUUUGCAGCACAUGUGGCUAAUCGGGGCAUGGAGGACCUGAUCGCACUGCAGGAGAUCGGUAACAAUACAAUCACCCAUAGCGUUGACCUGAUGUUUGGUGGUGGGCGGUGCCAGUUUUUGCCCAAGAGCCACGACGAUGGGUGUCGGUCGGAUGAGAUUGAUGUUUUGGAGCUGGCGAAACGUGCAGGAUACACCCGUCUCGCAGACCGAGAUGCGUUUGACUCUUUGGAUACUGCCAGUGUCCGUCUACCCGUCCUGGGGCUAUUUGCAGAGAGUCACAUGUCAUUUGAGAUUGAUCGCGAUGAGAAAGAGCAGCCAUCGCUGGCUGAAAUGACCACCAAAGCACUCCAAAUCCUGGACCGCAACAGCCAGGAUGGUCCGGGAUUCUUUAUUAUGAUCGAGGGAGCCCGUAUUGAUAUGGCUGGACACGACAACGACCCGGCAACGCAUUUACGUGACAUUCUGCAGUACUGGGAGGCAGUAGCAGCAGUGCGCAAGUUUGUCGAUUCCCAUUCGGACACAUUGCUGGUAAGCACAUCGGACCACGAGACUGGUGGGCUGACCCUAGGGAUUGAUCCACAGUACGAGUGGCACCCUGAGGUGCUGGCGCCGGUAAGAAAAUCGGCAGAACUCAUCUGCAGCGAGAUGAAGCGCAUGUCAUCAGACAAGCUGCGCGAUCAUGUUGUCAAUUCAGUUCUUCCAAACUAUCUUGGCAUUAGCGACGCUGGCGAUGGCGAGGUCUUGAAUAUCCUAAGCGCAGCAACAUCACCGACAAAGCUCUGCAAGAGGAUGGUUGGCCAGACUGUUUCGGCGCGAGCUCACAUUGGCUGGACCACGGGCGGACACACUGGUGCUGACGUUGGUUUAUAUGCCUACGGCGCCGGUGCAGGCGGUUUGCGCGGCAGCUAUGAAAACACACAGAUCGGCGCAUUCCUGGCCAGAUACCUAGACGUGAGCAUGGGCUCCCUAACCAAGGCCCUGGUAAACGAAGUGACCGAGCAGCACGGAUUCAGCGACGGGUCCAGCGAUAGCGCGUAG
Linderina pennispora is the source of this 1419-nucleotide messenger RNA. Its product is annotated as alkaline phosphatase. The coding region runs from base 1 to 1419 and encodes 472 amino acids. Gene Ontology annotation, molecular function: alkaline phosphatase activity. Gene Ontology annotation, cellular component: fungal-type vacuole membrane. Gene Ontology annotation, biological process: dephosphorylation. The transcript has a single exon. Lineage: Eukaryota; Fungi; Kickxellomycota; Kickxellomycetes; Kickxellales; Kickxellaceae. The record is from RefSeq and is a predicted model, not a curated record.